GCGGGCACGCCCAUCAUACCUGCCUGGUGGCCGGACCGUCCCUCAGCCACUUGCCCUGCAGCCUGGCCAGUGCGAGGAAGGAGGAGAGAAUGAGAGGUUCCCAUACCAUGAAGACCUUGGCUCUGGUCCUGCUGGUGGCUCUGCUGUGCACAGAGACAGCUCAGGGUCUGAAGUGCUACCAGUGCAUAGCGGCCUCGAACAUGAACUCUUGCCACCCAGCCGUGUGCUCCUUCCCGGAUGGUGUCUGUGUCUCCCAGGAAGUGACCACCAUUGUGGAGUCUGAGAAAGUGAGUCUGGAGAACAAGUUCUGCCUCCCCUCCUGCCCCGACAGAAUCGAUAUUCAGGACGCGCACACCCUGGGCCUCGUGGUCAGCUCCAAGACCUCCUGUUGCAAGGGGGACCUCUGUAAUGCGGGGGUCCUGGCAGUGGGCAGUGCCUGGGUCCUGUCCGGGGGCCUCCUGCUCAGCCUGGGGUUGGUCCUCCUCUGCCCCGGACUCUAAUAGCCUUUCCCAUCCUCUCUUCCCCACGGGCCUCUCUUCUGUCACACCACGUAACUGGCUCCUCAGUUUUGGGCCACUGUAGCCCUGACUUACAGGAAUUCUGGUGUGGUUUUCAGCCCUGAGUUUAGAGGAAGGAGGUCGUUGGGGCAGAGGCGGGAGCUUCCUUGUCCAGAGACCUGGCAGCAGCUGAAUCCCUGGUGGGCAGACUUAGAAGCCCUGCUUGGACUCGCCCCCUUCUCUGGGCCCAGGGCCUUCAAACCCACUCUCCCUGUGAUGCCUGCUUCCUUUAAACCGGCUGGCCUCACAGCCAGGGCCCCGUCUCUUGCUGUUCUGGACUUUGUGAGAUCAUAGGAAGACCACAAGGCAGGGGCAGGCGCAGCCUCCAGCCUGCUCUUCUGUUAACCCACUGAAGGGCCAGGGCCACCUCUGUCCAAGCAAGAAGCCCUGCAGGCCUCCCAUGCAUGGUGUGGCCACCCCUUGCUCUCAGGGUCAAUAAAUAUGCCUCUGCUCACUCAGCA
Galeopterus variegatus (Sunda flying lemur) is the source of this 1018-nucleotide messenger RNA. Its product is annotated as lymphocyte antigen 6A-2/6E-1-like. Bases 90 to 500 code for a protein of 136 amino acids. Gene Ontology annotation, molecular function: acetylcholine receptor inhibitor activity; acetylcholine receptor binding. Gene Ontology annotation, biological process: acetylcholine receptor signaling pathway. The record is from RefSeq and is a predicted model, not a curated record. The transcript is spliced from 4 exons. Gene Ontology annotation, cellular component: plasma membrane. Lineage: Eukaryota; Metazoa; Chordata; Mammalia; Dermoptera; Cynocephalidae.